Molecule: messenger RNA, 423 nt
Organism: Cooperia oncophora
Lineage: Eukaryota; Metazoa; Nematoda; Chromadorea; Rhabditida; Trichostrongylidae
Source: the annotation of a GenBank genome assembly
AUGCGCUGCAGUACUCAUGUUCCAGACCAAUUUGUGGAUGAGUUUGCCAAGGCACUUAUCGGUAUGAACUAUGAACAGAUGAAGAAAAAUGACCAGGUUCACGAGUGCUCUACGCCUAGUGAGUGUGCUAGCAUUUGGUCGCAAGUCGGUGCCAAGCACUUGAGAGAGAAAUUCGUUUUCUAUCGAGCGAAGGGUCUUUAUGAAAGAUCAGCUGCUUUGGCGAAGUUGUUUAACACCCUCGUACAACACAAAGAUCGCAAGGAAACAAGAAAACAACAAGAAACAAGAGGCAUGGCCUCACUUCUGAAAAAGCAAUGGAAAAAGUUGCCACUUACAAUUUCUGAGGAAUUCCGCCGAUCGUUCUGCGCCUUCAGAAUGCUCGAUGAGAAUACGAACCGCGAUUCGUAUGAACCAGAUAAAUAG